AUGGCAGACAAAAGUACCAACCAUCGUAGCCCAAGCCUUGCAGUUCAGGAGGAGGUAGCACAGUACUUCCCCCACAUCGCCGAUGAACCUGCUGGCAUCCAAACCCAGCCCCAUGGUGAGAGUGUGCUGUUUGAAGCCCUGACAAGAGAGCCUUCGUUUUCGUCCCACCACCAACACUCUGAAUAUGGUCCCCGGUACUUUCCGGCUCCUGACACUACCUACUUCCGCUUCAACGGUGUUGAAGUAGACACUGACCUUUCCAAGCUGAGCGAUUGGGAGACGGACACCUCUGACGACAGUGAAUAUGAUCACGAGCGAGAGUUGACUCCUCAAUCCGGAGGCAGCCAGGCCAUCAACGAAAAUAUUGGUCAAGAGGGAGAGAAUGAGUAUCCCGCGAUAUUGGUCGCCACAGCCAAUGCUGCCGUAAACGCUGUGCAGCAGCGCUACCAUGGUCAUGUACGGUUGGGAGCCGGUCACGAAGUCAACAAUGGUCAGGCCAGCGGUCAGGCACACGUAUCUGGCUUUGUCGAUAACCGCGGGUACAUGUACCCCGAUCCUUCCCAGAGUGACCAACAAUCCGGCCUCAUCGUCGGCCCCGCCUUUAGUCGACCUACUCGUAUAGGCCCUGAGGAACCUCAAAAUGAGCCUUUCGUCCUUGGCCCAAACGCGGCAAUGCUUGAAGAACAUGGUGUCGAGUCCACUGCAGCCCACACCGCUUACUACGGCCAUAACCUCCCAACCCGGAGAGCCCGCUGCCCUGAUGGUAGAUUCCGCUGCCGUGUCUGCACCUAUACGAGCGGACGCCUCCAAGCCCUGCAGCGCCAUAUCAGCACGCGCACAGGCAACAUCAGGUUCAGCUGCCCCCACUGCGGGAGACGCUUCGUCCGCCAGGACCUUAUGCGCAUCCAUUCCAGGAAGUGUAAACACGCCGGCAAGCGCGAAGGUCCUCCGGAUAAUGCUCCUGGCCCGCCUGGUGGUCCCCAUGGGUCUGACGGCGACGCUGGUGCUGGAGCCUCUACAAGCAAGGCUGCGAGGCGCAAGGUUCAAGGUAGCGGUAGAAACCGUGGGGGAAGAAGGGCGGCGAAGGCCUAA
Molecule: messenger RNA, 1092 nt
Organism: Morchella sextelata
Lineage: Eukaryota; Fungi; Ascomycota; Pezizomycetes; Pezizales; Morchellaceae
Exons: 7
Coding region: 1-1092 (363 amino acids)
Source: RefSeq, a predicted model, not a curated record